Molecule: messenger RNA, 1251 nt
Organism: Polistes dominula (European paper wasp)
Lineage: Eukaryota; Metazoa; Arthropoda; Insecta; Hymenoptera; Vespidae
Product: copper homeostasis protein cutC homolog
Molecular function (GO): copper ion binding
Source: RefSeq, a predicted model, not a curated record
UUAGAUUUUCUCAGAGAACGUUGAUCUUCGUAUUUUUUAAAUGUAGUUAACCUAAUUUCAUACAGAUAACGCUAUUGUUGCCAAGAGGUCUCACAAAGUGUGUCUUACGAUUAUUAUAUGUAGUUAAUGAAAAAUUGUGCAUAUAAAUAAAUUGAUAAGAAAAAAAAAAAUAUAACAAAUUUCUUUCAAUUGAAUUAUUUCAAAAGUGUACGUGUAUAAUCAGUCGAGAAUUUUAAAUUUGUUUCAUUUAUUAAUAUAAUAUUUAUCUUUGGAUAAAUUAUACGUGAUAUUUUACAUUUAGAUCAAAGUUGAAGUAUCGUAAAAUACACUGUGAUGAUGGAAAUAAUGUUAGAAAUUUGCGUGGAUACAAUCGAAUCAGCGAAAAAUGCCGUGAUUGGUGGCGCCACCAGAUUGGAAAUUUGUUCGGCGUUAUCGGAAGGUGGUUUAACGCCAACACCAGGUUUGAUAAAACGUAUCCGUGAAAUAUCACCUGUACCAAUUUACGCGAUGAUACGUGUUAGAGGUGGAAAUUUUGUUUAUAGUCGUGAAGAAAUGGAUAUUAUGUUGGAUGAUUUAAAAAUUUUGAAAGAAUUGAAUGUCGACGGUUUUGUUUUUGGUGCAUUAACGAAUGAUCGACAUAUCAAUAUAUCAAAUUGCAAAGAAAUCAUAGAUGCUGCAUAUCCGCUUCCGGUAACCUUUCAUCGUGCUUUCGAUGUAUCACUGGAAGAACCUAAGAUAGCCAUUGAUAUUUUAACAAAUUUAGGUUUUAAAAGGAUAUUAUCAUCAGGACGAAAAGAAACGGCUGACAAAGGAUGCGAACUUUUGUCUAAAAUGUGUAAAUUAGCUGAUAAGAAAAUUUCUAUAAUGCCUGGUUGCGGUAUUACUCCGAAUAAUUUGAUGAAAAUCAAAUUGCAAACUGGUGCAGUAGAAUUUCACGCUUCGGCUAGAUGUAAGAAACAAUUAGGUUCGAAUUUUGAUCGACAAAUUAAUUCAAUCAAGAUGGGUGAUGUGUCUGAGGAUGAUUUGAUUAUGGUUACCAAUAGUGAUACGGUCAAACAAAUGGUUAACAUAUUGCUUAACGAUAUCCCACAUACGUGAUUACUUUAAAAAAAAUGAUGAUAUACAUGAAAGUCAGGGUAUAUGUGUAUAUUCAAAAUGGCGCUAACUGCAUAGUUUUUUAAACGUAGAAUAUACAUUCCAAAUCUGACCGAAUUAUCGAACAAAAUUCAAAUCGGACAAAUACAAAUAGCA